Messenger RNA from Musa acuminata AAA Group (dessert banana), 2535 nucleotides. RefSeq names its product probable glucomannan 4-beta-mannosyltransferase 9. Bases 499 to 2085 code for a protein of 528 amino acids. The transcript has 9 exons. Gene Ontology annotation, cellular component: Golgi apparatus. NCBI's taxonomy places the organism in Eukaryota, Viridiplantae, Streptophyta, Magnoliopsida, Zingiberales, Musaceae. The record is from RefSeq and is a predicted model, not a curated record. Gene Ontology annotation, molecular function: mannan synthase activity.
CUCCCUCCGCAUCGUGUUCUCUUCUUCCCCUUCGUUCCUCUCUCUCUCUCUCUCUCUCGCCUCGCUGGGAUCAGAUCUCCAGCGGAGGAGGAGAAGAGAAGCGCCGAGUUCUACAUUUCUGCCCACCAUUCUCUCGAUCUUUUGAGCUCCGUUCAUCUGCUGUCGUAUUGGUUUAGGAGGAGACAGAGCUCCUCUGUUCCUCGUUUCGCUCGUGUGGAGUGGGUGAAAGGGAGUGGGAUCUGCGCCUGAACAACGUCUCUGUGUCCCCUGUUUCGCUUCUCUGUUUCCCUUCCUUUCUUAUUCCUAGAUCCGUAGCGGAGGAAAAAGCUUGCAAGUACUCCAGCCCAAAGGGACCGACAGUGCUGCUCCACCUCAUUUGCCUUUGUGACUUUUAAGCUCUGUCCUUCGCAGAUCCUUCCGCUUCCACGUUCUCUGUCCUCCGAGCUACUUUACAGGAGCGAGGCAGGGGGAGAAGGCGAGGAAGGAGGAGGAGAGGAGAUGGAUAGGCUUUCUUCGACGCCCGUUCUGCCGAGGAGGAAUGACGACGUCACGCAGUUGGGGAUGGUGUGGGAGCAGGUCAAGGCGCCGGUGAUCGUCCCCCUGCUGCGCAUCGCGGUGUUCCUGUGCCUGGCCAUGUCGGUCAUGCUCUUCGUGGAGAAGGUGUACAUGGCCACCGUCAUCCUCGCCGUCAAGCUCCUCCGGAGGCGGCCGGAGACGCGCUACAAGUGGGAGCCCAUGGAGGACGACAUGGAGCGAGGCAGUGCAGCGUACCCCAUGGUCCUCGUCCAAAUCCCCAUGUUCAACGAAAAGGAGGUAUACCAGCUCUCCAUCGGAGCUGCAUGUGGGCUUUCAUGGCCGUCAGAUCGUCUCAUAAUCCAAGUGCUCGACGACUCCACCGAUCCCGCCAUUAAGGAGAUGGUGCAGGUAGAGUGCCGGAGGUGGGCGAGCAAGGGGGUGAACAUACGGUACGAGAUCAGGGACAACAGGGUAGGCUACAAGGCUGGGGCGCUCAAGAUGGGGAUGAAGCACAGAUACGUCAAGGACUGCGACUACGUCGUCAUCUUCGACGCCGACUUCCAGCCGGAUCCCGACUUCCUCUGUCGCACCAUCCCGUUCCUCAUCCACAACCCCCAGAUCGGCCUCGUCCAGGGCCGCUGGAGAUUCGUGAACGCGGAUGAAUGUUUGAUGACAAGGAUGCAGGAGAUGUCCUUGGAUUACCAUUUUGCUAUCGAGCAGGAAGUGGGAUCCUCCACCUAUGCUUUCUUCGGAUUCAAUGGGACUGCUGGGGUAUGGCGGAUUGCAGCUAUCAAUGAAGCCGGAGGUUGGAAGGAUCGGACCACUGUAGAGGACAUGGACUUGGCUGUUCGAGCAAGCCUCAAGGGCUGGAAAUUUAUAUUCCUCAACGACCUCGGGGUGAAAAGCGAGCUACCAAGUACUUUCAAGGCAUUUCGCCAUCAGCAACACAGAUGGUCGUGUGGACCAGCGAACUUGUUCAGGAAAAUGGUGGUGGAGAUCUCCAAGAACAAGAAAGUAUCCCUGUGGACCAAAGUUUAUGUGAUAUACAGCUUCUUCUUCAUCCGCAAGAUUGUGGGUCAUAUAGUGACCUUUAUAUUUUACUGCUUGGUGAUCCCUGCCACUGUCUUUGUUCCUGAAGUGGAAAUACCAAUGUGGGGUUUAGUCUACCUACCUUCCGUCAUUACAAUGCUGAAUUCUGUUGGAACGCCGAGGUCGCUUCACUUGCUGGUGUUCUGGGUCCUUUUCGAGAAUGUCAUGUCUCUGCAUAGAACGAAAGCAACCUUGAGUGGCCUCCUGGAUUUAGGGAGAGUUAAUGAAUGGGUGGUCACUGAGAAGCUCGGGGAUAUUAUGAAGACAAAAUUGCCUACCAAAGCAGCUAAGAAGCCAAGAGUCAGGAUUGGCGAUAGGUUACAUAAAAUGGAGCUCUUUACUGGGGCCUAUCUCUUCUUCUGUGCAUGCUAUGAUCUGAAGUAUGGGAAGAACCAUUACUUCCUCUACCUCUUCCUCCAGUCGAUCACCUUCUUCAUCGUUGGAUUUGGUUAUGUUGGCACCUACAUUCCACAAUCCUAAUGGGCAUAGUUUGAUAUGCUGCCAAAACUUUUUCGUGUACCUUCUGGCGGUGCUGUAUCUUUUACCCGGGUAGCAUACUUCAACUUAAGCAGUCAUGGAUGCUUGAAGAGAAGAGAAGCAUAAUCCUGCAGAAAAGGAUUCUUGUGUGAAUACUAAGUUGAAUGAGUAUAAGUAUGAUGGUUUACAUAAUGUAGUAGAUAAGUCUGUUUCAAUCUCCCCAACAGCAGCUGCAACUGCAGUAGAGAGUGGUUCUAGCUUGAAGAAGAUGAUGUGUGGAAGCAGACAUCAUCUUAAGAACCCAAUAAUUUAAUGUCAGAGUGUUUCUUGCAAGAUGUCAUUCCAGUAUUGUGAUUCUGGUACCUUCAGGUUUCAUAUUACAAUUUGCUGAUAUCUUAGUCUAAAUGUAUUGAUCUGCACCAAUAAAUUAAUGCAUUAGAUGUAUUAAGAACC